Molecule: messenger RNA, 471 nt
Organism: Echinostoma caproni
Lineage: Eukaryota; Metazoa; Platyhelminthes; Trematoda; Plagiorchiida; Echinostomatidae
Source: the annotation of a GenBank genome assembly
AUGUUAGGAGCCGACGAUGAGUUCGUCGUACCGCACAUGGACAUAGCCUGUCUUCAGAACUCCCUUGCCUAUCAAAAGGUUCUCGAGGAGCCAUGGACUUAUUUGCACAAUUGGAACACUCACGCACCCUCCGUUCAACAGGAAUUAGUGCAAAAUUUCCUGUCCACACUGGGUCAACUGAAAGCUGAAUUGGCCGUUCCACAAGCAGUCUUCGAUCCUUAUACAGUGAAUAUGAUGAACAACCAAUCGUCAGAGGUAUGUGAUCUCCCCUCCCCUUCGUCGGGAUUCUUCCGUAUACUAUGUGCGAUAUUCUUCUGGAUUCGUGCUCUCUCCCUCCUCCCCUGCAAUAUCAGCCACAUCCAGGUGCAACCAGUAAUAUUGUUUAUUUUGGACUACACAGACGAGUCCAAUAUUCAAGUAAUCCCGCUGUUCGGUUACAAAUCACGGGAGUUGAAAGGGAGAAGCACAUAA